GGCCUGCCGAGGAAUGUUGGGCUACCGGCGCCCCGUAGCUUCCCCGGCAACCGGCAGGAAGCGUGGCCGCGCGUGGGGCUGCCCGCCGCCGGGUCACGGGUGGGCCGGGCCGGGCGACGGGGGGAUCGCGGAAAACGAGGAAUUGCUGCUGCUCCCUUUCUCUGCCUCAGCUGCGCUCCGGAGAGGGCUCACACAGCGGGUUAGCAAUGUUCUAAACAUGUCAUCAGGCACCCAGAUAAAAGCAAAGGCUGCAGCACAGAAAAGCAAGACCUCCUCUCCUUUGCCAUCUUCUCCAGAACCUGCGGUUAAGCCACAGCCAAAGCCCAGUGACAAGCUGAAUCCCAAAACUAUUGAUCCAUUUGCUGCUUCUUCUAGAACACCUUCUGCGUUUGCUGCUACGUAUGCUAAAGGUGGCAUUCCAUGCAGGUUAAUGCAUGGAUCAGUAAAGCACAGAUUGCACUGGGAGUGCCCUCUUGAAACAGUUUCUUUUGAUCCUCUUCUUGUAACUCUAGCAGAGGGUCUGAGAGAGACAAAGCAUCCCUAUACAUUUGUUUCAAAGGAGGGUUUUAAAGAAUUACUUCUGGCUGAAGGUGCUACUGAAAAAGCCAUUCCCCUGUUGCCUCGUCUAGUUCCUGUGUUAAAGGCUGCAUUGGCCCAUUCAGAUGAUGAAGUAUUUGAAAGGGGAUUAGAUGCUUUAGUUCAACUGAGUGCUGUUGUUGGCCCAUCUCUUAACGACCAUCUUAAGCAUCUGCUUACAAAUCUUUCAAGGAGAUUAAUGGACAAGAAAUUUAGAGAAAAAAUCACUGCUGCUUUACACAAGUUGGAGCAAUAUGGUGGAAAGGCAACGGUGACUAUCAUCAAAUCUAAAAUUCCAACCUAUUGUUCUGUAUUCCCCUGAAGAAAAAAUCCAUGGUGAUUUGUGAGUUCAAGUCUGAAGAUAAACUGCCUGUGAACAUCACUUUGUGGCACACGUGGAUGCUGUUCUGGUUCACCAGGACUUAGUGGAUUAGACACAGAAUUCUAAGAGCCCACCUAGACAUUCUGAGAGUCAGCUUUUGAAGCAAUGUCACAAUGAAGAUCGGCCUAUCUCUGAAAGCAUUUCACCUAUUGGGAGGAAUUGGCAUGAAACUCUGGACAAUAUAUCUUAAAAAUUACAUGUAUUGGAAGGGGCAUAAGUAUAUUUUAGGUACAUAUAUUUUUAUCUAGGUUCAUAUUUAGGUUUCUCAAAUCUCAAUGAAGAAAUUAUCCUAAAAAAUUUAAUGCAGUUAUCACAUGUAUAUAAUAUUGUAUAGUUGAAGCUUCAUUGUUUCAUCCUGAAUCUUAAAGAUACUACAAAAAUGCUGACACAGAUGUUAGCUCGUCUAGUAGUCAUUAGUAGAUGUUACUGCCUAGUGAUAUUUAUUCUGUGCACUGAAAAGGGAUGAAAAUUUUAAAACAACUUCUUUUUUUUUUAACUUUAUUAAAGGCAACAAGACACUUACUCAUGAAAACAGUGUUAGGAGCUAGUUAAGUUUUCUUCAUUAAAAAAUUCAAAUUCAGAAGAUUCUUAAUUUAGAAGUACAGUAGGUAGAAUAUCUUGAUGUUUUUGUCAUGAUCAAUUAAAUGGAGAUUUACUAGAUAAGCAUGCUUGAUAGAAGCUUACCAGUAUUUGUUAGGGAACAGAACUACUGAAGCAGUCAUAAUUUCAAUGUGUUUUUUGUUUAACACUUCUUCCUCUCACGUUACCUAUUUUACUAGGUUUGGGAGGUGUUUCUGAAGAGGACAGAAGCACGUCAAAUGUGAAAGGCAAUUGCUGCAAGCUGUGCACUGGACAUCAGUGAUAGCACUUUAACUAGAAGUAUUAAUUAAAAAUAUGAGGACUACACCAUACAAACAUGAAAAGAAAAUACAUGGUAAUGUCUCUGUGUAAAUUAGAAGCUGAGACUUAAUAAGUAUGCUCAAACACCCCAAGCUGAAUCCAGUACAAAUAUGUAGCAAAACUAAGAGUAUUUAAUUUCCUUGUUUGAUUAAAACUAUAUUAUCUAAGGUUUGGAAUGAUAAUAAAAACGCAUGUCAGGUUCUGUUUUGAGGGGUCUGAAAUAAAACACUGACUUUUCAGAACAAUCUUGCUAAGUAGCCACUGCUGAAGUACUAAAAUGUAUAAUUUUGGAAGAUUUAGGGAGAAAACUUUAAUUAAAAAAAAAAAAAAAGACUUAUUUGCAUAUUGCAUGUCUCAGUAUAAAGCUGAGUAACUUUAUUUAUGGUAAAGUGGGAAACCCAUCUUUUAGAUUAUGUUGCAGAAUUGCUUAUAUUUGUCCAUUAGUAGUUGACCUAAUGCCUCCAUUAAAUCACAUUUUCAAAGAGCUGCAUGGACCGCAUUAUAUUCUCAUCCUGUGAAAAACAAACACACAAAGCAAACAUGAAAAUCAUACACCAUCACAAAUAGAGCUGGCAAAUAUCAAAUAGUGAAAUUAAGUGGGACAAACUGUACACAUGUAAUGACAAUACCUGUUUUUCAGUUUAUUUGGAGAAAUUGUUAGCAGAAAAAAGAGUGUUUAACAGGUAUACUCCUAAUGUUGGAAUUUCAGAGAUUGGAAGGGACCUCAGGAGAUCACUGAGUCCACCCUUGCUGCUAAAGCAGGUACCCUACACUGGAUUGCACAGGUAGAAGUCCAACUGGGACUUGAAUGAAGAACACUCCACAACCUCUCAGGGUAAUCUCUUCCAAUGUUCUAUUACCAUGAGAAAGUUCUUCUGCCUGUUAGUAAGAAACUUCCUGUCACAGUUUUACGAUUUUUGGUUGUCAGUAUUCCACAUUAUAACAUCAUGUAGUGCACUGGGCAUUAAAGUGUUAAUGCUCCAGUUCCAGGCACCUGUCCAGAAGAGAAGAACUACAUACCCCAGAACACUUUAUCUUCAGAGAGGAGAUAUAACCCUGGCACGGUCACCUUAUGUCCCUUUGUUUUUUUCAGCUCUCCUCUCUCUUGCUCAACCUGACUGCACAUCUCACCUCAACGUUAUGGUGAGGCCUUUCCACCUUUUGGACACUCUCUCUCAUUAUAUUUGUUUCAAUUCUAGUUAUAUUGUAUAUUGUGUGUUAUCUUGCAUUCUGAUACCAUAUUUAGUAAAUCAGUUUGUUUCUCCUCA
This is a messenger RNA of Tympanuchus pallidicinctus (lesser prairie-chicken), 3126 nucleotides long. It is a transcript of the gene PACRGL, whose product is annotated as parkin coregulated like. The record is from RefSeq and is a predicted model, not a curated record. NCBI's taxonomy places the organism in Eukaryota, Metazoa, Chordata, Aves, Galliformes, Phasianidae. The transcript is spliced from 10 exons. Bases 14 to 898 code for a protein of 294 amino acids.